Rhododendron vialii is the source of this 2158-nucleotide messenger RNA. Its product is annotated as tubulin beta-1 chain. Lineage: Eukaryota; Viridiplantae; Streptophyta; Magnoliopsida; Ericales; Ericaceae. Gene Ontology annotation, molecular function: structural constituent of cytoskeleton; GTP binding; GTPase activity. Gene Ontology annotation, biological process: microtubule cytoskeleton organization; mitotic cell cycle. The transcript has 3 exons. The record is from RefSeq and is a predicted model, not a curated record. Bases 457 to 1800 code for a protein of 447 amino acids. Gene Ontology annotation, cellular component: microtubule; cytoplasm.
UUUCAUCCGGUUAGAAUAGAACUGAAACAAGUAAAUUGAGACGGAGGUAGUACAUAUUAAGCCGAACGAGCCUAAUAAUAAUUUGUUCAAGUUUGAUUUAAAAUCUAAACGAGCUUUUAAAAAAUACUCCGAUUUAAACUCAAUUUGUUUGUCUAACAAACUAAUCUUCUAACCAACCAACCGAGCUAGGACUCAAGAAACUUUGUUUAAAAGCCCUCGGGUGGGCCAGAGAAAAUUGGCUGGUAAAUGAUAAUUAUCGUUUACUAAAUUUAAAAUUCAAAUUCCCACUUAAAAUUGACGGCGCCGUUACACCCACGCGACUGCAUAACAACAUACCGUUAACUCGCCCCCAAUAAAACCCUGCGCAUCUCCUCUCUCAUCUUCUCCCCCAUCCAGAACCUCUCUCUCUCUCACACACACACACACACACACACACUCGCACUUUCUCUCUCCAAAAUGCGCGAGAUCCUGCACAUCCAGGGGGGCCAAUGCGGCAACCAGAUUGGCGCAAAGUUCUGGGAAGUCGUGUGCGCCGAGCACGGCAUCGACUUCACCGGCCGCUACAGCGGCGACAACGACCUCCAGCUGGAGCGGGUCAAUGUGUACUACAACGAGGCCAGCUGCGGGCGGUUCGUGCCGCGGGCCGUCCUCAUGGAUCUGGAGCCCGGGACCAUGGACAGCGUCCGAUCCGGGCCGUACGGCCAGAUCUUCCGGCCCGACAACUUCGUCUUCGGCCAGUCCGGCGCGGGAAACAACUGGGCCAAGGGGCAUUACACGGAGGGCGCUGAGCUCAUCGAUUCUGUUCUCGAUGUGGUCCGUAAGGAGGCUGAGAACUGUGACUGUCUUCAAGGGUUUCAGGUUUGUCACUCCUUGGGAGGUGGGACUGGGUCUGGCAUGGGAACUCUUUUAAUUUCAAAGAUAAGAGAAGAGUACCCAGAUCGCAUGAUGCUCACUUUCUCUGUUUUUCCAUCACCAAAGGUGUCAGACACUGUUGUAGAACCUUACAAUGCCACUCUCUCAGUUCACCAACUUGUUGAGAAUGCUGAUGAGUGUAUGGUCCUGGACAAUGAGGCUCUCUAUGACAUUUGCUUCCGGACCUUAAAGCUCACAACUCCAAGCUUCGGAGACCUGAACCACCUGAUUUCUGCCACCAUGAGUGGUGUAACCUGCUGCCUUCGCUUCCCUGGUCAACUGAACUCUGAUCUCCGCAAGCUUGCAGUCAACCUCAUCCCAUUCCCACGGUUGCAUUUCUUCAUGGUUGGAUUUGCUCCACUCACAUCUCGUGGGUCCCAGCAAUACCGUGCUCUCACUGUUCCUGAGCUCACCCAACAGAUGUGGGAUUCCAAAAACAUGAUGUGUGCUGCCGAUCCUCGCCACGGCCGGUAUUUGACUGCUUCAGCUAUGUUCCGUGGCAAGAUGAGCACAAAAGAAGUUGAUGAGCAGAUGAUUAACGUCCAGAACAAGAACUCUUCGUACUUUGUUGAGUGGAUCCCCAACAACGUGAAGUCUACUGUUUGCGAUAUCCCUCCUACGGGUUUGAAGAUGGCAUCGACUUUCAUUGGGAACUCCACCUCAAUCCAGGAGAUGUUCCGACGGGUGAGCGAGCAGUUCACUGCCAUGUUCCGCAGGAAGGCUUUCUUGCAUUGGUACACUGGAGAGGGAAUGGAUGAGAUGGAGUUCACCGAGGCAGAGAGCAACAUGAAUGAUUUGGUUUCUGAGUACCAGCAGUACCAAGAUGCUACAGCUGAUGAGGAAGGUUAUGAGUAUGAAGACGAAGAGGAGGAACAACAAGAGGCUUAAGGGUCUGGGUGUCCUGGGAUUUUGGCUUGUUUUAGCAGCAGCAAUUGUGUUGCAAGGUUUAUGUUCUUUGUUCAUGAGUACCCGUUAUAUGGUGUCUGAAUUGGUACUGUUUUGCCUGUUUCCUGGCAUAUUCUCUGGUGUUUGAAUUAGGAAGUAUUUAUUUGCCUAUGUCUUCUACUUUAGAAGAUGAUAUGGUGGUGAAUUGUAUCAGACAUGGUGUUUUGGUGAAAAUAUGCACUGAUACCAUGUUUGAAAAUUAUUGUCGCCGAAAGAUACCAUGUUUGGAAAUAAUUGUCGCCGUGUUGUGUUAUGCAUUUGGAUGAUAGAAUAAUAUACCCUUCAGGUCCCUUGCAAAUUA